Rotaria sp. Silwood1 is the source of this 1386-nucleotide messenger RNA. Lineage: Eukaryota; Metazoa; Rotifera; Eurotatoria; Philodinida; Philodinidae. The record is from the annotation of a GenBank genome assembly.
AUGGUUAUUCAAGAAACUGUUAAAGAAGUAAAAGCGAAUCAAAAACAAUGCAAACGAUUAGCAGAACGAAUCGAUGCUAUUACUUUUGCCUUGAAAUCAAUGGAUGAUCGAGCUCUAUGCAGACUAGAACUUCGAAAAUCUUUGGAUAACUAUCGCACUUGCAUUCAGAAAUGUCUUGAAUUCGUUACUCAGUUUAAAGAUGAAACGUCAUGGUUUUCGAAGGUUUUUAAAAAUCAAAAUUCUAAAGAGAAAUUUGAAGAAUUGAAUCUUCAACUUACACAAUAUGCUACUGAUUUCAAUUUGAGCAUUAAUUUGAAACAGAUUUUUGAUCCUAAACUGGAUGAGAAUGAUCAAAAAACGGAUCUGGAUGCCAUUCAAUGCAAACUUGAUGAAAUUGCAUCGCUCAUGGCACAACGACAAGAUGAACAACUUCGUCACGUUAAAGGCAUUGAAGAAAAUAUAUCUCAGCGACUUAAUUCAUUUAAGCAUUAUCUUCAGCAGAAUAUUAUGAAAAGAAGCGAUUCCCACAGAGCAAAGGAUAUUGCCGAGGAAGACAGUGCUUUUCUUCAUAUUCCGUAUUACGAUUUGGUACGAGAACAAUGUAUUGGACAAGGGGGAUUCGCUGAUGUAUAUCGUGGAAGAUGGCUCUCUCAAGAUCAUGAAGUGGCUAUUAAAGUUAUUCGAGUCCAACAUUUGAAUGAAACCGUUAGAGGAGACUUUGUUAGAGAAAUUGCAAUGAUGAAUCGAGUCCAUUACGAUCAUAUUCUCAACAUAUUUGGCGCCUGCAUGGAACCCCAAAAAUAUGCACUCAUAGUCGAAUAUAUGUCUCUUGGCUCUCUCUACGAUCUUCUGAAAAGAAACACAUUACAACUAACAUGGUCCGAUCGAUGGUCAAUAGGCUGUCAGAUGAUCAAAGGUAUCAAUUACUUGCAUAAGCUUCCAAAACCAAUUAUCCAUCGUGAUAUCAAGUCUCCCAACAUUCUUUUGAAACAGAAUGGAAAAGAUUUUCUUGUCAAAGUUGCUGAUUUUGGUUUAGCUAAGAUACGUUAUGAAACAUCAUGCCAAUCGUCUAUAAGUCACUCUGUUGGUACUUUAAUAUGGAAAGCGCCUGAAUUACUGAGAAUUGAAAGACAUACAGAAGCUAGUGAUGUGUAUGCCCUUGGUGUUGUGCUCUGGGAACUAGGUACAGGGUGUGAACCAUACGCGGAAGCCGAUGAUUCAACGAUCAGUACAUUCGUCCUGCGAGGAGAUCGAUUGAAUAUUCCUGGAACUAUUCCCCAUUCAUUUGCAGAAAUGAUAUCGAGAGCUUGGGCACAUGAACCUCAAAAUAGGCCAACAUGUCAACAGCUUCUCAGUUCGGUGAAAGAAAUCAGGUACGUAUUAUAA